Nematostella vectensis (starlet sea anemone) is the source of this 2170-nucleotide messenger RNA. RefSeq lists its product as uncharacterized. The record is from RefSeq and is a predicted model, not a curated record. Gene Ontology annotation, molecular function: DNA-binding transcription factor activity. The transcript has 10 exons. Lineage: Eukaryota; Metazoa; Cnidaria; Anthozoa; Actiniaria; Edwardsiidae.
AUGGAGCUUUUUGUAGACUUCAAAGGAAGUAAUCAUAGAGUUUCUUGGGAGGACACAAAGGAAGUGUGUGGCCGACGACUCCUGUUCACAGGUUGUCCUUUUUUCAUAAUUGGCAACAAGAAGCACAACUGCCAGCAUGGCAAAGACAAAAAUGCUGCAGCAAAAAUUUCUCGGAAUAAGCAGGAGGAUGGGGACUUCAAUUUCAAGAAGAGGCAAUUCAAUGCACAGCCCACCAAAAAGAAAAACUGCCCUGCUAGACUCAUACUGCGUGGAAUCAUUGCCUUUCAUGACUACAAGGUACUGUACACUACACUGCUUUCUAUGUAUACACAAACUUCUAAUUUAAUGAACCUGUUGUCAUGGGAACAAUCAACUUCUUAUCAGAUAUUGCAUGAGCAUGCAGUUUAUGAGCAAAUAUCUUCUACCUUACAUCAGUCUACCAAAAACCUUAAACCUGUUCAUUUUCAUCUACAGGGAAGUGGUCUAUCACAGCCUGUUGAUACACGCAUCAUUAAGAAGAUUGAAGAGUUAGUAAAUGAUGGUGUGAAGGACACAUACGAAAUGAGAAGACACUUAAAGAUCUUUGUCAAAAAAAAACUGUUCACUGAAAACAAUGCUCCAUCAUCCUUCAACCCCAGGUUUUUCCCCAAAAUGGGUGACAUUAGAAGCCAUAUGUACCGUGCCACUGUUAAAAACAGGUUCUCUAAAAUCGACCAGGGGAAUGUGGCCGAAAAUGUGAGCCAAUGGAAGGAGCAGAACCCAGAGGACUUCUUUUUCUUUAGACCACACGGAGGAGCCUCUGCCAGUGAGGAGGACCCAGUUGAAGAUCACAAUAAUGAUGAUGAAGAAGAGGAGCUGGAGGCUGGAAAAGAACAAGAGAUAAUAAUCAACAUGCCAAAACGAAACUCUCUUCUUUUUGUUCACCAAAAUGUGUGGCAGAGGAGGCUACUGAAAAGAUACGGAAACGGCAUUUGCCUACUUGAUGCCACCUAUAAGACUACCAAAUACGCCCUCCCACUAUUCUUCCUGGCAGUCCGUACAAAUGUUGACUACCAAGUAGUAGGGUCAUUUGUCACCCAAGAUGAGACAACACCAUCGCUCAUUGAAGCCCUCACCCUCCUUAAGCAAGCAACACCAACAUGGAGUCCUGAGUAUUUCAUUACAGAUAACAGCAAACAGGAAAUUGCAGCAAUUGAGACUGUUUUUCCAGGGUGCAUGGUUUAUCUGUGUGACUUUCAUAGAGAGCAGGCGUAGGAGAGAUGGGCGAGUAAAAUAUCAAAAGAAUGUAGAUGGGUCCAGGCAUUUAGAGAGAACAUUUCUGUGCACACAAACAAUGGGGUGGCGCGGCAGAAUGAGGAGCUGAAGUACAACUUUCUCUCAAGUCAUCGAGACAAGUCACUAAGUGGCCUGUUGUCAGUGCUAAUCAAUGAAUAUUUUCCAGAAAAAUAUGCAAGGUAUAUUGAGAAAAAUACAAGGCCGAAAUAUGUAAUAGACAUGGCAAGGCAGAGAAUAAUCAGUGCAGAGGAGGUUGCAGACACAGGAGUUAAUGCAAGAGAUCUAGAGCACUUUUUUGCUGUUUUCAAAAAAUUCCCUCAGUGGGGAUGGGACAGACUGCCCUCCACCUUUUGAAAUUCUCCUAUAUUCACACUAGAUGAUGCUGUAAUUGGGCUGACUAAUGAUCUUUCUACAGCACAUGCAUCCCCUUCUAUUCCAGAUGACACAGCUAACCUCACAAUACCAAGAAUCCCCAGAAUCACUGCCAACCAGAAAGCGAAAACCUGUGCCACAAGGCCUUGGGAAAAGCUGCAGAGAGCUACUGCAUGAAAAAAAAGACCUCACAUUUCAGGUGGACCAUGGCCAUCUGUCUAAGUUACAUUCACAACUUGCAAAUGUACACAGGGAACUAAUGCAUUGUGUACCAAGAGAUGGUGGAUUGGUUCUUAACGAACCAGAAAGUAAAAAGCGGAAGACAAACAUGUCAAAGAUCCCACUUCCAGUAAAAAGGAAAAACAAAUUCUCUGGUAGAGUUGGCAGUCAUGCAGCAACCAUGAGGAAAACUUUCAAUGUGCAUGUACCAGUUAGAAUGUCCACGAAAUCAUUAAAGCCUAUCAAUCCAUUAUCUAAUCCCAAGCCCAACAAUCCAUCAUCUAAUCCCAAGCCCAACAAUCCA